This is a messenger RNA of Mugil cephalus (flathead mullet), 4171 nucleotides long. RefSeq lists its product as uncharacterized. The record is from RefSeq and is a predicted model, not a curated record. The coding region runs from base 261 to 3029 and encodes 922 amino acids. Gene Ontology annotation, cellular component: cytoplasm. Gene Ontology annotation, molecular function: D-aminoacyl-tRNA deacylase activity; sequence-specific DNA binding. NCBI's taxonomy places the organism in Eukaryota, Metazoa, Chordata, Actinopteri, Mugiliformes, Mugilidae. The transcript is spliced from 17 exons.
UAGCCACCGUUAGCUUCACUCUCAGAACCAAACGGUGCAUUUUUAUUUCCACUCAUUAUUCAGUAAAUUGUGAAUGUUCGAAAAAGACUAAAGUUAAUUAGAUGCAGUUAAAACUCUGAACUAGUCUGUGGUCGUGUCCCGGUGGAACCGGACCCCCUGACCCCCCCUGGACCUCCGGACCGGAUCGAGCCGGUGUGACGAGGAUCCGAUUCCGGACUGAAGAUGAUCCGCUUCAGAUAAAACCUCCUCAAGGUCCAGAUAUGCCGUCCUUCGUCUUCCUGGACAAUGUGGAGCGUUAUAUCCGGAGGAGGACGUUUCCACUGAGUUCAUCUAAAAGCUCAAAGAGUGUGAUCAGAGCAGCCAGCAAACACUUUGUCUACAAAGAUGGCGCCCUGUUCCGAUCUUUCCGCGGCCGCCUCCUCCGCGUCGUCAGGAGCGACGAGGAGAUGCGGGAGAUCCUGACACGUUACCAUGACAACAACAACCACGCCGGCCGCGUCCGCGCUGUGAAGGAGAUCAUGCUGAUGUAUUACUGGGUGGGAGUGACGGAGGUGGUGAAGAACUGGAUCAGAGCCUGCACCGUCUGUCAGACCCGGAGUCUGGACGCCCCCCCUGACCCUCCGGUCCGGUUCUGUCUGGUCUACGGCUGCGAUGCGUCCAGCUACGUCCACCCCGAGCUCAGCUUCCACAGGUUUCCCAAGGAGUCUGAGCGUCGCAGUCGCUGGUUGACGGCGGCUCAGAGAGACGAAGGAUCCCUGAGAAUCAACUCGUACGUCUGCUCUCGACACUUCGAGCCGUCCUGCUUCACGCUGAGUGAAGACGGUCAACGGACUCUGUCCCCGGACGCUGCACCCACCAUCAGACCUGGUCUGGAGGUGGAGGGGCCUGUCCCUCCAGGUGAGGACGUCUUUCGUUCUGAUCCAGCCUUUGACCCGUCUCUCGCCCCCGUGCACCUUCAGGAGCAUCAGUAUUGCCUCCCGGCUCCGGACCCGGACCACGAGGAGGACCAGAAGACGAGGAGCAUCAUCGAGCCCAAGUUUACCACCUACAACAACAUCGUCAGGUUUCUGAGUCGCAGGAUGGUUCCAACACAAAGCAAGAAAAGCAGAUGUGCUUUAAAGAGGAUGGCCAAACGCUUCGGCCUCGUCGACGGAGCGCUGAUGUAUACGAGAGUCUCUCCUCCACUCAGAGUCCCACUCAGCAGCAACGAGGUCACCUUCAUCCUGAAGAAGUUCCAUGAUGACCAGGGUCACUGUGGUCAGGGGCUCUGCCAGAGAGCCAUCUCCAAGCAGUACUACUGGGCCAGCAUGACCCGAGACGUGUCCCGAUGGAUCUCCACCUGCAACACCUGCAUCAACAGGACCAAGAGGAAGAUGCUUCGCUGCAGCAUCUACAACUGCACCAACUGCAGUGGGCCGGUGGAGAGAGGCCUGGGCCUCACCUUCCACAAGUUUCCUUUCCAGUACCCGUCCCUUCUGGCUCAGUGGCUGAAGGCCGUGGGCCGUUCUCAUUACCACCCUCGUCUCUGGUCGUCUGUUUGUUCGACUCAUUUCACCGACGACUGCUUCGACCGCAGUGGAGAGAAGGUCGUCCUCCGUCCGGACGCCGUUCCCACGCUCAUGGUCCACAGCGACUCCGCGGCCUUCUUUGCCAAGUACGACGCGGUGGAGCUCUACCUCAGCCGACGCACCUACCCCCCAGGACUGAGCUACGUGGAGAAGAACACCUUCAGGACGUUCUGCAAGAAGUUCUCCAUCAAAGACGGCCAACUCCACCUGGGAACAGGAGACCGGGUACGUUUGGUCCUGAGGAACCGGCAGCAGGUGGAGACGGCGCUGAAGGACUACCACAACGAACUCAACCACCUCAACGUCACAAAGAGUCUACGGCUGCUCAGCGACAGGUUCUUCUGGAAGACCAUGAGGUGUGAUGUGGUGCAGUGGAUCGAGAGCUGCUCUCAGUGCAGCUCGAAGCUGAGGAAGAAGCCUGAGACUCGUUCGGAGGCUGGAGGACCAGAGACUCUCAGGACUCCUGGUCUGGACUCAGACAGCAUGAAGGACAACAACAACACUGGUGAUGAAUAUGAGGACGAGGAAGCUGGAGGAGACACAGAGGGACAGUCCACAGGGACUCCAGAAGAUACAGAGAUCAAUCCUGCGUCUCCUGUGUACCCCCCCGUCCUCAGCACCCCGUCCUUCUCCGUCUCCAGCUCUGUCCUAGAAGCUCAGAGGGACCAGGUCCAGGUGGAGCCUCAGGAACAGGAAGUGAGGACGCCUCACUUUAUCCAGCCAGAGACGUGGUCAGAGACUCUGGAGGACUCUGAAGCCAAGGGGGGCGGUGGUCUGGAUCCCGUGGUGGCUCCGAGCUCCAAACCCUGGCCCGUCUUCACCAUCGCCAGCUCCACCACGGCUCAGACACAGGGACGUCCCCCAGAGACAGACAGCUCGUCCCAGACUCAGGGGACCAGUCUUCAGGCUCGGACCGUGGUCCAGCUGUGCACCGAGGCCCGGGUCCAGAUCCGAGCGGCCCUGGAUGGAGCCGAGGCUCAGUGGGCUCAGAUCCAGGAGGGGAUGGUGGUGUUUGUGUGUUUCUUCCACGGAGCCUCGGAGGACGUCACAUGUGAGAUGGGUGAGUCCUCAGACCGACCGUCCUCCUCCGUCUUUGAACGUUUUAAUGGUCUCCCCUUGGUCUCCUCCUCAGCCAGGACUCUGAUGACCACCAAGUUCUUCCGUAGAGACACCGGCCACGCCGUGUCCCUGCUGGAGCUUCCUGGGAGCGUUUUGUUCAUCCACCAGGACUCGCUGCUCGGGGAGCCGCUGGCCCACAGGAGCAGGCGCUACAGGGGCGGCUGUGAACCGUGGUGGGGGGUCCAGCUCUUCUCCAGCCUGGCGUCGGCCUGCAGGGAGCUCAUGUUGGCCUCGGCCAAGUGCAGGAAGGCCGGCGUGAGGGUGGAGCAGGGAGUCUACGGCCGCAAGCAGGAGAUGGUCCUGAAGUCCUCAGAGCCGCUCACCCAGCUGCUGCACUUCUGAUCCACUGCACACGCUCAGUAGCGUCUCUCCGGCUGGCCCCGCCCACUGCUUCCUGCUCAGAACAACAACUAAAAACUGGAAAACUUGUACAGGACAAAAUGUUGGUUUUAAAGAAAAGAUUGUUUUUAUCAUGUUCUACGUCUCAGACCAGUUUCUGGACUUGCCCCCCUUCAGGAUGAGAGUCAGCCGAUGGUCUGCUUCAGUUCCUCUUUAUUGACUUUUAUUCAGGAAAAUAAAAACUGAUUAUUAAAGAUCAUGUGAACCUGAUCUCACAUAAACCAGACCAGACCAAACCAAACCAAACCAGACCAGACUAGACCAAGGAUAUGAUGGACAGAACCGUUGCAGAAACAGAAACAGAGACAGGAGGAGGAGAGUAACUCCUGUGUUUUUAGGUCCUUUUUAAUUUAUAUUUGAAGUUAUUUUUAUAUCAGGGCCGGCUCAGAGAAGGCUUCCCUCCAGAGGCUGUUCUGAGUGCAUCUGGACAGACAGAGUACACGUAUUAACAAGCAAAAACAAGUAAUAAUAAGAAAAAUUAAAAAAUAACUUUAAUAAAUAAGAAAUUCAUCACUUGGCUACUGAAUUUCAGCACAAUAUCAAACUGUGUCAGUGGGUACAUAGCUGUUAAUACUAGUGAUGACUGUGGUAAAAUUAGUCUUCAACUCCACCAAACAAAAUGAUGACGUGAUGAAACUGAAAUAAAAACCAAACCAGACCAAACAUACAGGCAGAGAUGAUAACUGUGUAGAAAACGAGUGAAAACUCAUCACAAACAUAAACAGCGCCGAUGCUUUUCACAUUAAACACAGUUCAGCCAGCAAGCACAAAAAUAUUCAUCUGGUAAAUAACAAAACCAUCAGCUGUCUGUGACUGAUCCUCUGAUCCUGAGGUUUCACCCGUCAUGUGACUCAGCACCACAUUUUAGCAACAUCGUUGUUUAUUUAUUAGUUAAUAUUUCUCAUGUUCAAGAGAGAACACAAGGAAAUAAUUUUUAUUUUUCUUAAUUAUUAUUUUUUUCCUCCCUCCAGCAGAUGGCGCUCUAGGCUACCGCCUACAUCGCCUACGCCAAGAGUCGGCCCUGGAUGUCAAAAUAGAUUCAGUUGAGAUGAGAAGUCAAAAUAAAAUCUGAACUUCCUGUAAAA